AUGGACGGCAUUGCGCAAACUAAACAGAAUGUCGAUGAAGUGGAAUUUGUCAAGCCUGGCCCGUUACAAAGGCUUCCGCUGCCGCCACAGCUAGCUCAUUUGGAGGGCGAGGGUCUUGCUCAACUUGAAAAUGGCCUCGUGCGCAGACUUGAUAGUUGCCUGCUUCCCGCAGUCGUGAUCCUUUUUCUCAUGAACAUCCUUGACCGUAACAAUAUUGCCAACGCCAAAAUCGCAGGGUUGCCGGAUACUCUCAAUAUCUCGAACACGCAGUACAACACAUGCCUGAUGAUUUUCUACGUUGGAUAUAUCAUAACACAGAUUCCGUCCAAUCUUAUCAUCACAAAGGUCAAACCUUCGCUCUAUAUCGGUUUUGUCACAGCAGCCUGGGGUAUUGUUUCGAUGUGUCAAGCAUUCACGCGCAACUUUACAGGUCUUCUGAUAUGCCGACUGGUACUUGGACUAGUAGAAGGACCUUUCUUACCCGGUGUGUUCUUCUUGAUGUCUUGUUGGUACAAACGAUCCGAGCUUCCUCCCCGGAUAGCCCUGCUUUAUGGUGCCAAUAUGCUAGCAAGUGCAUUCGGAGGCUUAAUCGCUGCCGGCAUUGUCGCGCGCAUGGAAGGAAAAUUGGGUAGGCCAGCCUGGGAAUGGUUAUUCAUCAUUGAGGGGUCGAUGACUAUUGUUAUUGCACUUCUUGUAAUUCCAUUCAUCCCGGACUACCCUGGAACGAAGCGAUGGUGGCUCCACGACGACCACCAGAUCCUUGCAGACUGGAGGCUACAGAAUGAAAAUGCUGGUCUGGUAGACGAUGAUCCUCAGUCCCUCACCUGGGGACUCAAGCAAGCCUUCCUCGAUCCGAAACUGUACAUGUUCGUGAUACUUCAAAUGGCGCUCAUCACUGCACAAUCUUUCAACAACUUCUUCCCUUCCAUUGUGGGGACACUGGGAUAUGAUGACACCAUAACUCUAUUACUCACAGCACCACCCUACGCAUUUGCGUUUAUCUGCUCUCUACUCAUAUCGUUUCAUGCAGCUCACAAGCAAGAGCGCGGCUACCACAUCGCCGUUCCAUUGGCAUUUGCUCUUCUUGGUAACUUGUUGGCAAUGUUCGUGCCAACUACAGGUGGGCGAUACUUCAGCAUGUUUCUCAUGACUGCUGGCUCAUACUCUCCCUAUAACCUUUGUGUCUCUUGGUUGAGCUCAACGCUUCCCAGACCAAAGGCCAAGCGGGCAACAUCACUAGCACUUGUGAACCUUAUGGGUGCCGGUGUUGCACACUUCUAUACAUCCUACAUGUUUCCAGAUUCACAAAAGCCAAGGUAUUACGCUGGUGGGGGUGUGAUGAGCGGUGCUUGCUUGGUGUGCGCGAUCACUGCGUUAGGGAUCAAAUGGCAUCUAAAGAAGCAAAAUGCGGAGCUCGAGAGAGCAGAGGUUGAAGAAGGAAGAAUGGCAGGGGCAGCUAUUGCGGGCCCACAGAUGGGGGUUCGUCCAGAUGGUGUUGUCUCGUUCCGAUACGUGCACUGA
Messenger RNA from Penicillium brevicompactum, 1521 nucleotides. RefSeq lists its product as uncharacterized. NCBI's taxonomy places the organism in Eukaryota, Fungi, Ascomycota, Eurotiomycetes, Eurotiales, Aspergillaceae. Gene Ontology annotation, biological process: transmembrane transport. Gene Ontology annotation, cellular component: membrane. The transcript is spliced from 6 exons. Bases 1 to 1521 code for a protein of 506 amino acids. Gene Ontology annotation, molecular function: transmembrane transporter activity. The record is from RefSeq and is a predicted model, not a curated record.